AUGGAAGGAUAUUUAUCAAGUACUUCUCAAAAAAUAGAUAAAAAUGAAGAAAAUAAAAAAUAUCAUAAAGAGAUUCAAGAAAAACGUUUUGAAACUAAUGCCAUUUGUGUUGGACAAGAAGCUGAACAAUGGCCAGGUCACGCUGUUAUACCACCCAUAUCAAUGGCAACAACGUUUAAACAAUUAGAACCAGGCAAACCUGUUCUUUAUGAAUAUAGUCGAUGUGGAAAUCCAACACGACAAUGUUUAGAAGAAUGUUUAGCUUCACUUGAAAAAGCUAAAUACGCAUUAACAUUUUCAUCAGGUCUUGGUGCAACAACAACACUUAUGUUUAUGCUUAAAUCAGGUGAUCAUAUUGUAUCAAUUGAUGAUGUUUAUGGUGGAACUGGACGAUUGUUUAGACAGUGUAUGAGUCAAAUGGGUGUUGAAAGUUCAUUUAUUGAUAUGUCAACAGAUCCAUCUUCAAUUACUAAUCAUCUUAAAUCAACUACACGUCUUGUUUGGAUUGAAACUCCAACAAAUCCAUUACUUAAAUUAGCUGAUAUUGAACAUAUAUCUACUAUUGUUCAUAAAUAUAAUUCAAAAAUAAUGGUUCUUGUUGAUAAUACAUUUGCAACACCAUAUUAUCAACGUCCACUUGAACUUGGUGUUGAUCUUGUUUUACAUUCAUUAACUAAAUAUAUGAAUGGGCAUUCCGAUGUUAUUAUGGGUUGUUUAAUGAUGAAUGAUGAAGAACUUUAUAAACAAUUAAGUUUUCUUCAAUAUGCUAUUGGUGCUGUUCCAUCACCAUUCGAUUGUUAUCUUGUUAAUCGUGGUCUUAAAACAUUAGCUGUACGAAUGAAACAACAUAUGUCAUCAGCUUUACGUAUAGCUAAAUAUCUUGAACAACAUCAAUAUGUUGAACGUGUUAUUUAUCCAGCAUUAGAAUCACAUCCACAACAUGAUUUAUAUAAAAAACAAAUGUCUGGUUUUAGUGGAAUGAUAUCGAUUUAUCUUAAAGGUGAUGAAGUUGAUAAAAGUAAACGAUUUUUAAAACAUCUUAAAUUAUUUACAACAGCUGAAUCACUUGGAGGUUAUGAAUCUUUGAUUGAACUUCCUGCUAUAAUGACACAUGCAAGUGUACCUGAAGAAUAUCGUCGUCAAUUAGGUAUUACUGAUGGUCUUAUUCGAAUAUCUGUAGGACUUGAACAUACACAGGAUUUAAUUGAUGAUAUUGAAACUGCUCUUCAAUAUGCCUUUUCAACUACAAAUGAGGAAUGA
Rotaria sp. Silwood1 is the source of this 1260-nucleotide messenger RNA. The record is from the annotation of a GenBank genome assembly. Lineage: Eukaryota; Metazoa; Rotifera; Eurotatoria; Philodinida; Philodinidae.